This is a messenger RNA of Knipowitschia caucasica, 1023 nucleotides long. The record is from the annotation of a GenBank genome assembly. NCBI's taxonomy places the organism in Eukaryota, Metazoa, Chordata, Actinopteri, Gobiiformes, Gobiidae.
AUGUCGGCACACACUUUUUUUCUCUCCUUAAUUUGGGCACAGAUUUGUGCAAUGGCCUGGUCCCAGUUGUGUCCACGCACAUGCCAGUGCCCGAAGGAACCACCCAUGUGUGCUCCCGGAGUGCAGCUGCUUUUGGACGACUGCGCUUGUUGUCUGGUUUGUGCGAGGCAAAAAGGACAGCUGUGUUCUGACCUGCACCCGUGUGACACCCACAGAGGCCUGCACUGCGACUACACCGCAGACAAGAAGACUGGGAUAUGCACUUCUCACAGUGGGAAGGUGUGCGUCCUGGAUGGUGUGGUGUAUCAGAAUGCUCAGAUUUUCUUUCCCAGUUGUAAGUACCAGUGCAUUUGUCGGGACGGUCAGAUCGGCUGCGUGCCCCAGUGUAAUGUGGAUGUGAUGCUGCCUGGACCAGACUGCCCCAUGCCCAGGCGGGUGCACGUCCCAGGGGAGUGCUGCGAGAAGUGGGUGUGUGAGCCCCCAUCUGAGGCCAGUGCGCUGGGAGGCUUCGCCAUGGCUGCUUAUCGUCAGGAGGAAACAGUGAGAUUUGACGGCUGGGACCCAAGCUUAAACUGCAUAGAGCAGACCACUGAGUGGGGGGCCUGCUCUCGGACCUGUGGGAUGGGGCUGUCCACCCGAGUGACCAACAAGAACAGCAGGUGUGAGAUGGUGAGGCAGAGCCGCAUGUGCAUGGUGCGACCCUGUGAGAACGAACAGAGCCAGACUCAAGUGGUUCCACUCAUGCCAAAGAGAGGCAGUAAGUGCCAGAGGAUGGUGCGCACGGAGUCCUCCACACACCUCUCUUAUAAGAGCUGCACCAGUAUCCAGGCCUACAAGCCGCGAUACUGUGGCACCUGCACUGACGGCCGCUGCUGCACCCCUCAUCGGACCAAGACCGCCCUGCUGGACUUCCAGUGCGCCAGUGGAAAAAACAGCCGGAGGCCCGUCAUGGUCAUCCUCAGCUGCGUCUGUCACAGUCACUGCCCCAGAGACAAUGCAGAGUGGAAUACACUUGUCUUAUAG